GGCCCAGGAAAUGCAGCUGUACUGCCGGAGCAAGCCUGAGCUCUGUCCGUGAUGGCUGAGGACCAUGUGGCCUUGAAGUCUGGGUUUGGGGCCAUGGAGGGAGCCACAGGCAGCCGCCCAGGCCUCCCGGAGAAGCCAGUUCCCACGGCCGCCAGCCCCACUCUGUCCUCGCUGGGCGCCGUCUUUAUCCUCCUAAAGUCUGCGCUGGGGGCCGGCCUGCUCAACUUCCCCUGGGCCUUCUACAAGGCAGGCGGGGUGACCCCUGCCUUCCUGGUGGAGCUGGUCUCCCUGGUCUUCCUCAUCAGCGGGCUGAUCAUCCUGGGCUACGCUGCUUCCGUCAGCGGCCAGGCCACCUACCAGGGCGUGGUUGGAGACCUGUGUGGCCCCACCAUUGGGAAGCUGUGUGAGGCCUGCUUCAUUGUCAACCUGCUCAUGAUCUCCGUGGCCUUCCUCAGGGUGAUUGGGGACCAGCUGGAGAAGCUGUGCGGCUUCCUGCUGCCCAGUGCCCCGCCGGCCGUGCAGCCCUGGUACACCGAGCAGCGCUUCACCCUGCCCCUGCUCUCCGCACUCGUCAUCCUGCCGCUGUCUGCCCCGCGGGAGAUCGGGUUCCAGAAAUACACGAGCAUCCUAGGCUCCCUGGCCGCCUGCUACCUGGCCCUGGUCAUCAUGGUGCAGUACUACCUCGGGCCCCCAGGCCUCGUCCAUGAGCCCCGCCCUACAGCGAGGCCCUCCUCCUGGACCUCCGCGUUCAGUGUCUUCCCGACCAUCUGCUUCGGAUUCCAGUGUCACGAGGCCGCGGUGUCCGUCUACUGCAGCAUGCGCCACCACAGCCUUUCCCGCUGGGCCCUGGUCUCCGUGCUGUCCCUGCUGGCCUGCUGCCUCAUCUACUCGCUCACAGGGGUUUAUGGCUUCCUGACCUUCGGGACGGACGUUUCUGCUGACAUCUUGAUGUCCUACCCUGGCAACGACGUCGUCAUCAUCGUGGCCCGGGCUCUCUUCGGGGUCUCCAUCGUGACUGUCUAUCCCAUCGUGCUCUUCCUGGGGAGGUCGGUGAUGCAGGAUUUCUGGAGGAGGAGCUGCUGCCUGGCAGGUGGGCUCGGGGCCCUGGCGGAGCCCUCAGGGCCGUGGGUCCGGGCGCUGCUGACCGUGCUGUGGGUGGCCGUGACGCUGGCCAUGGCCCUGUUCCUGCCUGACCUCAGCGAGAUCAUCGGCAUCAUCGGGGGCAUCAGUUCCUUCUUCAUCUUCAUCUUCCCAGGCCUGUGCCUCAUUUGUGCUGUUGGCGUCGAGCCCGUGACUCCACGUGUCAAGUGCUGCUUGGAGGUGUGGGGAGUGGUCUCCGUGCUCGUGGGCACCUUCAUCUUCGGGCAGAGCACGGUGGCUGCGGCCUUGGAACUCUUCUGAGCGGGAGGGCUCGGCCCGGCCUCCACGCGGCACUGGUGCGGCACCCCUGUCCUUCCAUCAUAAAGAUGCUGCAGAAACGGAUGCGUCCUGUCUUCUGAGGGUGCUCAUUUGGGCUUCUGUGGGUUCGGAGGGUUUCGGGUGCGGUGCCGAGGAGGGUGUAUUGAUGUCCUGGGACUCCCCUUACAGAAGGCCACGUGCUGGGGGCCUCAGACAGCAGCCAUCCAUCCCCGCAGUCCCGGGGGCUGGGGUCUGGGAUCGAGGCUUGGGCAAGGCCGUGCUCCCCCUGAGGGCU
Molecule: messenger RNA, 1693 nt
Organism: Lontra canadensis (Northern American river otter)
Lineage: Eukaryota; Metazoa; Chordata; Mammalia; Carnivora; Mustelidae
Gene: SLC38A8
Product: solute carrier family 38 member 8
Exons: 11
Coding region: 52-1401 (449 amino acids)
Biological process (GO): amino acid transmembrane transport
Molecular function (GO): amino acid transmembrane transporter activity
Source: RefSeq, a predicted model, not a curated record